Molecule: messenger RNA, 3772 nt
Organism: Drosophila serrata
Lineage: Eukaryota; Metazoa; Arthropoda; Insecta; Diptera; Drosophilidae
Gene: Klp61F
Product: Kinesin-like protein at 61F
Biological process (GO): mitotic spindle assembly; microtubule-based movement; spindle elongation
Cellular component (GO): spindle microtubule; mitotic spindle; nucleus
Molecular function (GO): plus-end-directed microtubule motor activity; microtubule binding; ATP binding
Source: RefSeq, a predicted model, not a curated record
UUUUAAGAUUCUCUGUUUUUAAAUGGCGUUGCCAGGCUGAUAAUACAAUUCGACAAGUUGGCAGCCUUGGACGCGAGAACGAGAAAUGAGCAAGUAGUGGAAAGUUCCAACAAGAUGGCAGACCCAGGCUAUUGACUGUGCGCAUUAUUUUAAAACCAAACGGACAAACGAAGACGCCUGCGCCCACGGAUUUCUUAGGAAUUUGUGCUUAAAAGCAGUUCAGAAGGGUUUAAUCUGUACAUAUAAGUUAAUAGGUUGCAAAGUAAGUUGCAGAAAAAGGGAAAAAACAAGGAUUUCCAGGCGGCGCACAUUCACACGGGCACGCAUACAAGUGCAACUGCCGGCGUCACUUUUGGACUGUACGCGGUAAAAACAGAAAUAAUUGAUUUAAAUUGCCUGCAAUGGAUGUAUCCAGUGGAAAUACAUCGCGGCAGCCGCCCAAGAAGUCAAACCAAAACAUUCAGGUGUAUGUGCGCGUCAGGCCCCUGAACUCGCGGGAGAGAUGCAUCCGUUCUGCUGAGGUCGUGGACGUAGUGGCGCCCAGGGAGAUAGUAACACGCCAUACCCUGGACUCCAAGCUGACCAAGAAGUUCACCUUCGACCGCAGCUUCGGGCCCGAAUCCAAGCAGUGCGAUGUGUACUCCGUGGUGGUGUCUCCUCUGAUCGAAGAGGUCCUGAACGGCUACAACUGCACGGUCUUUGCCUAUGGUCAAACGGGAACGGGCAAGACGCACACCAUGGUGGGCAAUGAGUGCGCCGAACUGAAGUCCUCUUGGGAAGAUGACUCUGACAUUGGCAUUAUUCCACGAGCGCUGAGUCACCUCUUCGACGAGUUGCGCAUGAUGGAGGUGGAGUACACGAUGCGCAUCUCAUACCUGGAGCUCUAUAACGAAGAGCUGUGCGAUCUGCUAUCCACUGAUGACAUGACCAAGAUUCGUAUUUUCGACGACAGCACCAAGAAGGGUUCGGUUAUCAUCCAGGGCCUUGAGGAGAUACCUGUGCACAGCAAGGAUGAUGUGUACAAGCUGCUGGAGAAGGGCAAAGAGCGCCGGAAGACGGCAACUACUUUGAUGAACGCACAAUCCUCACGAUCUCACACUGUCUUUUCGAUUGUGGUCCACAUAAGAGAGAAUGGUAUCGAGGGCGAGGAUAUGUUAAAGAUCGGCAAAUUGAAUCUGGUGGAUCUGGCUGGCAGCGAGAACGUCUCGAAGGCGGGCAACGAAAAGGGUAUACGUGUCCGAGAGACGGUAAACAUUAAUCAGAGUCUGCUGACGCUUGGCAGGGUGAUCACAGCCCUUGUGGACCGUGCUCCCCACGUUCCCUAUCGCGAAUCAAAGCUCACCCGGCUGCUCCAAGAGUCGCUGGGUGGCAGGACCAAGACCUCCAUCAUAGCCACCAUCUCACCGGGCCACAAGGACAUCGAGGAGACGCUCAGCACCUUGGAGUACGCCCAUCGGGCCAAGAACAUACAAAACAAGCCCGAGGUGAACCAGAAGUUGACCAAGAAAACGGUGCUCAAGGAGUACACAGAGGAGAUCGACAAGCUCAAGAGAGAUCUCAUGGCUGCCAGGGAUAAGAAUGGCAUCUACUUGGCCGAGGAGACCUAUGGCGAGAUGACCUUAAAGCUGGACUCGCAGAACCGCGAGCUCAAUGAGAAAAUGCUGCUGCUGAAGGCCCUAAAGGAUGAGCUCCAGAACAAGGAGAAGAUCUUUAGUGAGGUGAGCAUGUCGCUCGUAGAAAAGACUCAGGAGCUGAAGAAGACUGAGGAGAACCUCAUGAACACCAAGGGAUCGCUGCUGCUUACCAAAAAGGUGCUGACCAAGACCAAGCGGCGUUACAAGGAGAAGAAAGAGUUGGUGGCCUCGCACAUGAAGACUGAGCAGGUUUUGACCACACAAGCAAAGGAAAUCCUAGCCGCAGCCGAUCUGGCCACCGAUGAUACCUAUCAGCUCCACGGAACUAUAGAGAGGCGACGCCAUGUGGACGCCGAGAUUCGAAAAUCCUGCGAUAAGUUUAAGGAUCGAAUGCAGGACAACCUGGAGAUGAUUGGCGGCAGUCUGAGCCUGUAUUUGGAACAGGAUGCAGCCUCCAAGGCGAGUCUGAGCGCAGAACUGGAGAACUCCAGCAAUGUGAGCCAACGACUCGCCAGCAAUGCCACCAAAAGCAUUGCGACGCUGAUGGAAAUCUGCAGCCAAUCUUUGGCAGAUCAGGCCCAACUGCAGAAGCAGUUGAUCAAUGAAAUAUCACAGAGCUGCGAUCAGCACACUCAGAAGCUGGUCGCCCAGAUGCUGGAUCAGAUGCAGCAGCGCGAGCAGCAAAUGAGCAGGGACAUUCAGGUGAACCUGCAGGAGAUGGAGGAGAAUAACCAGCGCCACAAGGCCAUGCUAGACUCCAUUCAGGAGAAGUUCUCCCAGAUAAUUGACAGCAGUUCCCAGUCUCUGGAAAACCAUGUUGCCAAAGUAAAGCAGCAGCUGGAUGAGCUCAGCGGUAUGAGUGUGCCGGAUGGUGAGCACCUGAAGCAGCUCCAGGAGGAGCUGGCCAAUGAACAGGCGCUGGCAAGGCAGGAAGAGGCUCUGCUUGAGUCCCUAAUGAUGCAAAUGGAACAGAUUAAAAAUUUAAGGGCCAAGAACACCAAAAGUAUGUCUGAACGCAUCGGUCAAUUGGGAGAGAAUCGCUUGGCCAGAAAUAAGCACAUCGAUGCGACCCAGUCUGGUAUACAGGAUUACCAAAAGUUGGGUGCCGUAGCCUCUCAAUCCGCCCGAAAGGAACUCAGCGGCCAAAUGGAGGCGGGAAUGCUAUGCCUGGACCAAAGCAUCGCCAAAUGCUCCAUGCUCCAGGUGCACUUGCAGAAUCUCGGCCAAGAGUGCGCCAAACAAACAGAGGUCAAUGUACAGGCUAGCCGCCUGCACCAGGUGUCGCUCAAAGAAAUCUGCCAAAAGAGCGACAAGCUACUAGAGGAGCUACAGGGAAAACAGAAGGUCCAUCUUGAGGAAUUUGCUAGCGAGAAGCAGCAGCUCAUUACCGAGGACAGGCAGCGGUUCAGAGGCCAUUCGACUUUAGCCAGCGACCAUGUGCUUGAGAUGACUCGUCAAACUACCGAACAUGGGGCACUACAGCGCCAGCAGCUGCAGAUCUGCGAACAGGAGGUGACGCGCUUCCAACAAAGCGAGCUUAAGACGUAUGCACCCACUGGGACCACUCCCUCAAAGCGUGACUUUGUGUAUCCACGAUCACUGGUGGCCACGUCGCCGCAUCAAGAUAUCGUAAGGCGAUAUCGCCAGGAGCAGGAUUGGUCUGACUUGGACACAACGGCCACCAUAGACGAGUGCAGUGAAGGUGAGGAUGAUGCUUCGUCCCUGCACUCUGUCCAGGAGCUCUCCGAGACGGAAACCAUAAUGAAUUCCACGCCCAUUGAAGGCGUGGAUGGCAUCAAUAAAAAGCGUGGCAGUGGCACUAGGAACUCGAAUUCGAAUGCUUUGAAGCCUCCGGUAGCCAGCGGAGGAAGCAGUGGCAAACGCAGUAGCUCCUUAUCCCGCUCCCUAACGCCCAGCAAGUCUUCGCCAAGAAAUUCACCAGCCUUCAACCGGCAUAACAAAGAAAACGUGGCCUGAUUGCAUUGAUGUCCCUCGCCGUACUCAUCCCAGUAACUCACUUGAAUCGUUUUGUUUGUUUGGCUCUUUUCAAUAUUCUCUUUAUUAUUAAUCUGUAUAUCAAACAUUGGAAUUUCGUACAAUUAUUAUUUAAAUAAACUUAGUAUGCUAUGUAAAGUUAA